AUACUCUUCUUCUACAUUGUAUUUCUAUGUGAUCCUGUCGUCGGAACAGCAAUUGGACUCGCUUUACGAAGUCUUAAUGUUGGUUCUGCCCACACACAAUGGAUUUCGAAGAGGUUCAAACCCCAGAUGGGGUUCUAAAAGCCCUGUUUCAUCACAUUGCACUACCUGCGAUGCUACCACGAGGGUCUGAGUCUAAUACUGAGGAUAUCGAGCGCGGGAUUCUGGACCGUCUAAUAAUUGCGGCCAAACUCAUGGAGAGCAUUGUAGAUAGCACCCAUUGGCAAAUCUGGAACUCGGUCAGGCGCUCACUCCUAGCUUGCAAAGCCCUGAAUAUUGGUGGAAAGUUGGAAAGAACCCAUCUCACCUCGUAUCUCAAAGAACUUCGAGACUCUGAGCUUGUCAUACUUCACGUGGGGGCUCAAAAUGCAGGACUUCUCAUUUAUAAACCCACAGACCCCGAGUUCAGUGGCAACAUUCUUUUCGAGGCGUUCGAGGCAUCGCCUCGACGCGAAUCAGUCCUGGCAUCUCAAACCCUGUCAUGGACAUUCCCUGGCACUGCUGUGUUAAUACCUUCCUCGGUAUUCUAUAGUGAUACGUUUCUUGAAAGCCUCUCGGCCUUUCUCGAGCAGGCCUCAGUUGAGUCUACUCAGAAAUUUUCCGAAUAUGGUAGAAAGGCAGGACACGAAAUAGCAGAGGAUAGAGGAACUUCGGAUCCGGCUCUGGUCACAUCUCUUCUCACUGCGAUACUUGAGGCGAACGGGAAGCGCAUUUCUCCUACGCUUCUUCAGAAAAGGGUCAGAGAUGACGUGUGCUGGUUCAGUAGCGCACUGCCCUGGCGAAGGUUGCCUUAUUGGCUUGUGCUUCGGGUCGCCAUCUCGCGUUACCUAGCAAUGAUGCUUGGUGGAGCCCAUGGUAGAAUCCACUACAAGUUUCUGAUGUGUGUUAUUCAUGGUAUGAUACUUGAUGAUACUCGAGAUAUCAUUCCUUUGGAAGACCAAGCCUUUCUUAAGGCUAAACUUUGCCGUCGUCUCUUUAAGCUUGAUCGGGACCGUCUCGAGCAACCCCAAGCCGUUCAAAAUUCCUACUCGUUGUUAGCCACAGCUUUAACGCCCCGGUUUAAUAGAGUAAUUGAUGCUACAGCAGCAAGGAUCAAUAGCGCUUGGGAGCAGGAGAAGCGAAACACGACCAGGCCCAUACUCCCGUUGCCUCGGGAAGCAAAUAGACACCAGCAACGCUUGAGUCUGACUUCAAGUCGCCCAUAUCUGGAUAAGGCUCGCAAAAGAUUCCAAGCAGCCAUUCCACGUAGGGCAUCUCCAUCUCGUAUAACGCCGCAACAGCCUAAGGUGCACAUCCAAGCCUUUGGGAGCAAGCUCUUUGGACUAUUUAACGAAGAGAAGGAACUCCAGGCUGCUUCUGCUAAUAUGUCCACAUCCUCUUUAAGUCUGUCAGCAAAGGUCCGACAGCUUUACAAGGGGAUUCUUAAAUAUAUCGACCAAAUUGACGGUUAUUACGAGAAUAACGCAGAACAGAAGAGUAUUAUGCUGCUUACGCUACUGGAGACGUGGAUGUCGCUUGACGAAGCGGCGUGUUCCAUGUUCCCACUUUUGAAUCAUUUUCACCCAGCCUUUACUUCACGAUUGAUAGAAAUACUCCGAUUUCCACUCCUGUCUGAUAUCUCGCGAGCUAGGGAAGUGGAGUCAUAUAUACAAGAUCGAAUUUCUAAAUCUAAAACACGGGCUACGCUUUUUGAUGAUCCGUGUAAAGGAUGCUUCGCGGAAAGAUACUUCGAUGAAUCUCCCGGCUCCGAUGCGCUCACAAACAUACUUUCCGAAAUACAAUCAGACUCCAUGAAAAGAAGAGAGGAGAAAGAAGAGGAGUGGAGGAAUUUGAGUGCUGAAUAUGAGAAACUGACAAGAGAAUACGAGUCUUCAACAUGCUUCUAUGUCGAAUCACGAGAUGGCUUCCAUUUAGAGCACGAACCUCAUUACUGUCCAAAAUGUCAACUUGAUAAAAGGAGAUCUCGUAUGGUGAUCAAAGCUUUCGAAUCGCCAUUACCCGAAAACCCUGUCAUGGCAAAGGCCGUAGUAUUUGAGCUCAGGUGUCCCGAAGCUCUUGCUCAAUAUCGCGACGCCACGUGGGCAAUCUUGUAUCGCAUCGCAAGGCAAACACAGGAGUCGGGCGUCGAACCGAAGCUAUGCCUUCAGGAUUAUUCGGGGCUACAGCUGUAUGCAAAGGUUCCUGGACACAUAACCCUUGCGUCAACGACCAAAUCCUUUCUGAUGACUCAUUACAAGGAGAGGAAGAAGUUCCCAGUUGACCUUGAUCAAGUUUGCCUUCCAAACGGUCUCAAGCUUGCAUACUUUGACCAGGCUACUCAUUCUUGGCCCGGUCGCAGAGAAAUUCAUCCAACCUUCGAGCACCAUUGUAAGCUAACACUGCCCAAAGGCUCGCCAUUUUCACCACUUCUCGAGUCUCAAAGCUUCAACGCCUAUGGCAAUGGGCCAACUUCUUAUGAGAUUGCGGCGUCUCAUUCAUCCUGUCCUUCCGCCCUAAGUAUACACGAGUACAUGGCCUUCCAAUUCCUCCUAUCCGGAAAACGUCGUCGGUGGAUGGCUCUUCUAGCAGAGCUUGGGUCUUCAAAUCUCAAUAUUUCUACAGAAACGACUGUGCUUUUAUUUGACCACUUAGCACAUCAGAUUGGCCCCUCGGACAAGCACCAAGCGAUUCUUGGAACUGUGCACUAUAUUUUUCGAGAUACCUCUUUCUGUGAAAAUUUACUUCAACAACUCCGAAUAAAGUUGGAAGCCGUUGCUUCCAAUUGGCGUGAAACUCACCUUAUGGAGAUCGUCAUCAUGUUAGCGCUGAGAGUACUCGCGUUUACAACACCUUUUACAGAUACAAACUACUUGGCGUCAAAAGCACUAUUACUCCUUUCUGAAGCGAGACAAGUAACUUUCCAAUGGGUCAGAAUGCUACGGAAGGAAAUGUAUUGUGCCAGCGACCUUAGUAACGCACAGAACUGUCAGUCAUAUCUACUGUGGGCCGCUAUCCUCUGCAAGAGAACAUUUGCUAUUUUCCAGAUGUCAACUGAGGAUCUCAAUAAGGAUGAACUUUCUACAUUUUUAGAAUGUAGUGCAACAGUCUACGACAAUAUUCCGGACAAUAUUUCCUCCCUCGGGCAAAUAAUGAAGAACUCAUUCGUUCGUGAUUUGAGAAUGAUGUACGAGCUGAAGGAUAAGAUAAGGAGGUCCAUAGAGCUUCAUGGACAUGAUGCUCUUCUUGCCACGUUACAGGUCUUAUGGCCGGCUGCUGAAUCGAAGCACAUAUAUAACGUCAGCCUGCAAGCUGAUAACUGGCUUCAAGUUGAAUUAGUUGAUCAACAUGGGUUUGAAAUUGUGAGCUAUAACUACCUUUUCGGCAUCUUGCUAGUAAAUGGCCAGCCACUUGGUAGACUUCCAGCAGAUCCCGAGAGCACCAUUAUACUCGAGGAACUAUUUGGGAGCCAGACUAGUCUCAUGAAGUUCCCAUCAUCCAUUCCAGGAAUGACGCACGUCUUGGCCUUCAAAAAAGGCGGAUACCAUACUCAUAUAGGGUACGAUGAAGGAGAGACCAUAAUCCGUGCCAUUAAAGGCUCACAAGUUUUGGAACUCGUCCCAAGAAAGAUAUUUCGCGAUGGAAAUUCUUUCGACCUUCCCGCACAUCUUAUUGAUAAUUGCAUUCAUUGGCUUGACCCGAUAUCUGGCAUCAUCGAAAUCAGGCCAAAGUCAAAAAAUAUUUGGCGCUCGCACCCACAUAACUGGAGAUUGGAUGUUACAACUUCGAUAUGUACACGAUUUACACCCACUCGAAGAAUCAAAGAAACCCUGGUGGACCCCUACAGUCCACUGUUCGUGCGCGUGUCGAAGAUGUUCGCAUGGUUUGAGCACGCGAUGCAUUUAACCAUCUACCAACCUGGCGGCGGUCAUGCGCUCACCGUAGAAAUGCCUCGCAUGCAAUUGAAAUGGUUCGUAAACAAAAACAAUUUAUUGCAGUCACCACACCUACAGGCCGAGAUAGAUCCCUGCCAAUCCAUCGACACAUGGUAUGGAUUCGACAGCAAACUUGUUUGCCGCAGCCUGAAGGACCCUCUAGAGCGUUUUGUACUCGUCCCGCUAGGCGUUCUGAGGGCAAGAAAAAGGGGCUGCCAUAUUCAAGUAUGCGUGCAAUUGCACAAUAUGCCAACAGCCGUAUAUCUCCGCUUCAUGGUUAACAAAACACUUGGCCGUAUAGAGUCUGCGGCUGAGCCCGCAUUAGUAUACAAGAAGGCAGAAAUACAUGCACUCACAUCUUUCAUCCUCCCAGAUCCCUUAACAGGUCUAACAGGAGUUGAAAGCUCUCUGGCGAUUUUAACUUCUGGGAUCUCCCAGCCAUGGUCACCUUUGACGGUCCUCCCGACUAAUAUUUUACAUUCCAUUUCGAACCUUUCACCUCAUCGAGAAUACUACCCUCCAGACAUAAAAGUAAUGAAGAAGGAGAUGUGGGAUCACCAUUUACCUACGAUGAUUCAGCGGGAUGAGUUUCGCAUAAUCGUUUCCCAGAUCAUCUCACAGUCAGACAGGCUAGCAACAUUCCACCCUCAUAGGGCAGAGGAUCUUCAGAGUCCUGAGAUGCCGGAAUUGCCUUCGUCCGGCGACCAUGACUUAAACCUACGUAGUCUGCACCGCCGACGACUGUAUGAGAGGCGUUCCAACUAUGAAUUGCCAUUCAAUUAUCCCGACGAUACGGCUUACGAAGCUAGGCAUAAUCCUCAUGCUGCAAGUUUGCGUUACUCGAAUGUCCUCGAAGCGCUCUAUAUAGUCCGCGACAAACCUGCAACUAUGUCCACAGUGGAAGAUCUUGCAUUGAAUCUAUCGCAAUCACUUCAUAUCAAGGGUUAUAAGCAGAUUCUAGAAAAGAUAACACUUCAAGAACGUCUUAAUACUGAUGUACGCCGCGAAUGGGGUCCAUUAGUUGAUGUAGUGAAAGAAAUGCGCGACCAGCACAGGCUCAUGUUCUUCAUAGGCAUAAUAUCAUUUCGGUCAGAUGCGAACAUGCCUCUAAUAAGAACUCUCAUUGCAUUUUCAUAUUGGGACCAGCUCCAGUCCUUAGAUCUACCUGACCAUGCGGAAUACCACAGUUUCCGACCUCGUCAGAUACCACAGCUUGACGUUCUGGUCAAGCUUAUUGAACCAUUCCAAGUGCCGCCACCAGAGGAUCCGCCUUUAAUAGAGUUUGCAAGCAGUAAGGGUCAAAGGAAGCUCUGGCAAGCCAAGGCGGCCCAUGCUCGCAAAGCGAAAGAAGAUUGCGAAAAGCUCGCGAAAUCUCUAAUGUCAAAGUGGCCUACCCUAACUCCGAGUGCAAAUGUCGGCGACGUACAUCUGGUGGACAUACCCGCUGCUUUAGAAAAGCUGGAGCCUGAGUGGGAGAUGUUAUACCAUAAUCAUGAGUUCUAUAACCACCUCCAAGAAGUUCAGAAGGUUUUAUGCCAGAGACAUUCAGACGCAAGGUUCCAAAGGGCAGACUUCAUAUCAUCUGAGACAUCAUACGCUAUCCAACAACCGGGCUACACACUACCUGGACUUGGAAAUGAUCUAAUGAAGAUGCCUAUUAACAAAGCUAGAGAGCACCCCGAAAACCCUUCAUAUGAUUUCAAAGGGCACAAAACACAACUUGAAGUACCUUCGUAUGGUAGUCUUCAAGAUUCCGGGGCUUCGUAUGAGUUGGGUCAGAUUAUCGAAACAUUUUCCAAAUCAAAAUCAAUCAUCCAGCAGAGAUAUGCCAGCGAUCUAAAAGAAAGUCUAAAUGCGUUUCAUACCCGUAGAAUACCGACUGCGCCGCGCUUAGCAUCGUCUUCCCACAAUGAGUAUACAUUAUCUUAUCUUCAGGAAAAUGUAAAAAGAUGCCUCGGGGACAUUAAAUCAGCUAUAGAGAUGCCGAGUGAUAAUUACUCCAGGAGGCAGAUUUGGUGGCUCCAACAGGGACAAUUGUGGCCUGCUAUUACUCCAAUCACUAUACUCGAACAGCUGCGAACAACCACGAAGCGCCUAUUUGGAAGUGGCACGAAGGAAUGGAUUCUUCACUUUGCCUUAUCAAUUACAAACUUGCAACGAAAGAUGCGAAUGCAAUCGUAUCAGCUUUCGAAAGAAAACGCUCGCUACGAAGAAGAGAGACAAAACAUGGGGCAUCGUAACUGGCGCGUCGAGGAGUACCCUGACUGGCUAUUGUUGGAGGUUGAAUCUAACCUACUCAUUCGUGAAACUCAGGUCGAAGUUGCGUUGGCAAUAAUCGCACCGGAGUCUCAAGCAAAUAGUGUUCUUCAGUUAAACAUGGGCCAAGGCAAGACAUCUUGUAUCAUCCCAAUGGUUGCAGUGCUACUCGCCGAUAGCAAGAACCUUGUGCGAGUUUCCGUACCUAAAGCUCUUCUACAUCAAACAGCACAGCUACUCCAUGGGCGCUUAGGUGGCCUUGUAGGUAGAGAAAUCAGUCACGUACCAUUUUCUCGAAAAACACCAACAAAGGAGGAUCAUAUUAAGCUAUUCCAUAGGAUACAUCGCGACAUUCAGAGAAAACGUGGGGUGAUGCUUUGCCUUCCCGAGCACCAAAUGUCAUUUAUGCUAAGCGGCCUUCAGCGGGUUCUAGAUCAACGGAUUCCCGAAGCUAGUAUGAUGGUUCGCGUGCAAAAGUGGUUACAAUCAUGUGCCCGGGACAUACUGGAUGAGAGUGACCAUACAUUAGCGGUGAAGACACAACUGAUCUACCCAUCUGGGUCGCAAAUGUCUGUCGAUGGGCAUCCACAUCGUUGGGUUGUAGUCGAGCAGAUUUUGGCCCUGAUGGAUAUGCAUCUAUACGAUCUUGCGACCUGUUUUCCGCAAUCAAUCGAAGUGGUAAGACGUUCGCAAGGGGGGUUCCCUUUUGUUUUCUUCCUCCGGCCAGAUGUUGAGGAGGAAAUGAUCAAGCGGCUCAAGUUCGAUGUUUGCCGUGGUACCAGAGGUAUUCUACCAAUAGACACAAUCGACCCGGCCGAUCGUCUAGCCAUCAAAGAGUUUCUCUCUGGCGGCAAGGUUCGUCCUUCCAGCUUAGAUCGCAUCAGCCGUUUAUACCCAGAUCGUCCACAUAUCCGGCAGACAGUAUAUCUACUACGAGGACUUUUUGUCCAUCGCAUUCUAAUUAUGGCACUCAAAAAACGAUACGGAGUCCAAUAUGGGUUGCACCCUUCCAGGGACCCAGUGGCGGUUCCUUUCCACGCCAAGGGGGUUCCAAGCGAGCAAUCGGAAUUUGGACAUGUCGAUGUGGCCAUUCUAUUAACUGUAUUGGCCUUUUAUUACCGCGGUAUUAAUCUGUCACAAACCCGCCAAGCCCUAGAAGCUGUCUUAAAAUCAGACGAUCCCGCUUCUGAAUACGAUAAAUGGACUGAAGAUGAGGGUUUCCCGGAUUAUUUGAGGGACUGGCACUCGAUCAACGUUGACGACUCUCAGCAAAUAAGCCAGAUUUGGAGUUGUGUUCGGUUCAAAGUUCCCGUGAUCGACUACUUUAUGAACAAUUUUGUUUUCCCACCGCAUGCGAAACAAUUCAGACUUCGGUUGCAGUCGAAUGGGUGGGACAUCCCUCUUUUCUCCCACGCACAAUCUGAUACAUCAGCCAAGAAUACGUCGUUAAGCAAGUCACGAGGACUUACAACUGGUUUCUCCGGCACAAACGACAUCAAGUCACUUCUACCUCUUACUAUUAAACAAGACGACUUACCCUCGUUGUCGCAUACAAAUGCAGAAGUACUCACUUAUCUCCUGCAGCAACGGUCAAGGAAGUAUGUCGUUAUGGCUGAUCAUAACCAUAAGCGUCUCAGCGAGAUCGCAUUCUUGUAUAUGCUUAAAAAGUUCGAUACUGGCAUACGUAUCUUGAUCGAUGCUGGAGCGCAGAUCCUCGAACAAUCCAACAAGGAGUUAGCCGAGAACUGGCUAAAAAUAGAUGGAAGGGCAGAUGCUGCACUCUAUUUCGAUGGAGAUAGCCCAUUCAUCCUUUCUAAGCAGAAUACGAGGACCCCGUUACUUGCCUCGCCCUAUGCAGACAACCUUGAUAAGGUACUUGUAUAUCUUGAUGAGGCUCAUACACGGGGAACUGACCUCAAGUUCGGUCCGAAAGCUCGCGCUGCUCUAACCCUUGGCUUAGGCCAGACGAAAGACCAUACUGUGCAAGCUGCAAUGCGAUUAAGACAACUCGGAACUACACAGUCUGUUACAUUUUUUGCGCCCCCUGAAGUGAAUCAGAAUAUUCGAGACCUGUGUAAUAAAAGGGAUGGUGAGCGUGUAGAUUCAUACGACGUGAUCCGUUGGCUUAUCAACAACACCUGUGAUGGAAUUGAGCAACUGCAGCCCCUAUUCUACUCCCAAGGAACGGAUUUCUGUAACCGGAUACAAGCGGCGGAAGAUUUUCCAGACUUCCUAGUUAAUGACGAGGAUAGGACAGCGUUUAUUGAUGCUAUUAAACAUAAGGAACGACAAACCUUGCAGCAGCUUUACGGCGCCCAACCUAGAUCAAAGACAAAUGCAUCCACAAAAUCAAAUGCCAAAAUUGCAAGCUUCGUUAAGGAACUCGAAUCCCGCAAGAAAAACUUCCAGGAUACUGGCCAGGCUGUUCAUGCUUCGGCCCUGCAAGAGGUUGAACAGGAGCGAGAGACCGAGAUUGAGGUUGAGGCGGUACGCCAAGUCAAAAAGCCCAUGUCGUACACGCCUCUCAAAUUCCCUGGGCUCCACAGGGACCUAGAGACUUUUGCCAGAACGGCCAGGAUUCCUGCCGGGUCAGAUAUUUUCGUCCAUGUCAUGAGAGCUCUUACGAGGACUGCGCUUGGCAGGAAGCAUAAGGUUAACCACGAAGUCAGCUCCUCUCAGCUAUUUGUUUCUAGCGAAUUCGAACGGACGGUUAAGUUAGUCUUUGAAGCGGCGAACGACAAUUUCUUGCGCCCUGUCCAGUGGGUUCUUUACGCGACUUCUCCAGAAGCAGCCAUCAUUGUCACGCCUGAGGAAGCCGAACACUUAAUCCAGAUCAUCCAAGACGCCGAGAAAGAGAAACAGGGAUGCCCAACUCGUCUUCUAACAUAUGCAGCCCCUGUUACUCGACGAAUGAUGCAUUUCAAUAAGCUAAACUUCUAUUCUAUGCCCCCUCUUCCUCCGGACUGGAAGCCCUCGGAAUGGCUCACUACUGAACUUGGAUUCUUCGCCGGAAGGCUGUACUUCGAGUUCUCCGAGUACGAUAGUAUCUGUAGGAUGCUUGGCAUAGAUGUAUCUAAGCCUGGGAUUGAUGAGUUUGACAGCUCAGAAACGGAUACCACCGAGCAACAGACAACCUCCACCACUGAGAGGUCCAGCGUAGCGACGUCUCCAAGCUCAAACGAAGUACACGAAGCUGUCGAAGUUCCGCUAAAUGAGAAGCCGUUAAAGACCAAGCGCUUCACUUCAACUCUUACAUCAAAGCCUUACACGUUCACUCAGGAAUACUUGGCUGUUCGGCGACGCGGGCAGGACUUUACGCAUACGCCCAUGGGUUUCUUGAGCAGUGGAAAGCCAUUAACCGAAGAGAGUCCUUUCUUCCGUCGUGCGGAUACUAUUCGACGUAGUCUGGGCUUAGUACCUGUAGGAACAGUCCAAGCCGACGACGAAGAGGUAGAUGUAGCCGAAGACAUGAUGGAUCUAGGAAACUACGAUCCUUCAGCAGAGGUUCAAGAUGAUGAAGAGCACAUCACAAUAGAAUAUGAGGAGUCUGAAUUACACCCCGUGGACGAGGAUGAAGAAGACUCUAGCACUGAGUCUCAGUCUCCUGGAAAUAUUGAUAGGCAGCGGCCUAAGCAGAAGUCCAAACGAGGUGGAUUUACCGUAAGAUAGGUUGAGGAAAUUAUGAUGUAAUUUCCUUCAAAGUUUGCUUGGCCUGUUAAGUUUUCGUUAUGUUGAUAGGAAAGAAAAUGUGGCUAUUAGCUUAUGUGUAUGUAGGACUGAUUGUGUCCCUGUUUCCUUCUCAAAUUUACAUGUUGCUACUCGACCUAGUUCCUUCGUAUUCAACUUCCCGGAGC
Messenger RNA from Daldinia decipiens, 10078 nucleotides. RefSeq lists its product as uncharacterized. NCBI's taxonomy places the organism in Eukaryota, Fungi, Ascomycota, Sordariomycetes, Xylariales, Hypoxylaceae. The transcript has 12 exons. The record is from RefSeq and is a predicted model, not a curated record. Bases 99 to 9893 code for a protein of 3264 amino acids.